GUGUGAGAGCGGCUCUCUCUCUCUCUCCCCCCCGCUCACAGUGCGCGAUGGUCCGGCCAGAAUGAAGCCGCUGCUCGCUGCUGUGUGGAUCUAAAUCACUCCGCCGGAUAAACACGGACUAGUUGUGCUGGGACGCGGGGCGCGGACUGGGUGGAUGGGUGCGCGGUGGAGGCGGAGGCGGAGGUAGCGGAGCGGCUUGAGUAGGAUGAGAGAGUGGGAACCGGAGCCGGGCUUAGAGAGGGCUGCAUCGGUACUCUGACCGAGCCACGGAGACACGUUUACACACACACACACACACACACACACACACACACACACACACACACACACACACACACACACACACUCGAGGAGUCCUCGGUCCUCCAGCAGGGUUCUCUCGGUCGGUCGGUCGGUCGGUCGGUAGGUGGUUGGGAUGGCAGCCCGGAGCAGGAGAGCCUGGUUCAGUGUUCUCCUCGGCCUGGUGCUCGGCUUCACCCUGGCGUCCAGGCUCAUUCUGCCCCGGGCCACCGAGCUGAAGAAAGCCGGGCACAGAGGCAGGACGGGCGGCGGGGGAGGCUGCGGCGUGGCCGGGCCGAGCAGGAGGGAGGGCGCUGGGCUGAGCUGGCAGGCGCCGGAGAACCUGGUGCCAACCGAGAGGAGCAGCCAGAAGAACCAAAAUUUCCUCUUCGUGGGUGUCAUGACUGCCCAGAAAUACCUGAACAACCGGGCGGUGGCGGCUUAUAGGACCUGGGCUCAGACCAUUCCUGGUAAAGUGGAGUUCUUCUCCAGCGAGGGCUCGGACACGUCCAUUCCCAUCCCCAUCGUGGCCCUGAAGAACGUGGACGACUCGUACCCACCGCAGAAGAAGUCCUUCAUGAUGCUGAAGUACAUGCACGAUCACUACCUGGACCGAUACGAGUGGUUCAUGCGUGCCGACGACGACGUCUACAUCAAGAGCGAGCGUCUGGAGAGCUUCAUGAGGAGCCUGAACAGCAGCGAGGCCGUUUUCCUGGGCCAGACGGGCAUGGGCGCCCGGGACGAGCUGGGUAAGCUGGCUCUGGAGCCGGGCGAGAACUUCUGCAUGGGCGGGCCGGGCGUGAUCAUGAGCCGCGAGGUUCUGCGCAGGAUGGUGCCUCACAUCGGACAGUGCCUGAGGGAGAUGUACACCACGCACGAGGACGUGGAGGUGGGGCGGUGCGUACGGAGAUUCGCCGGGGUUCAGUGCGUCUGGUCCUACGAGAUGCAGCAGCUGUUUUAUGAGAACUACGAGCCGAAUAAGAAGGGUUACAUCCGCGACCUGCACAACAGUAAGAUCCACCGAGCCAUCACGCUCCACCCCAACAAGAACCCGCCCUACCAGUACCGCCUGCACAGCUACAUGCUGAGCCGCAAGAUCGCCGAGCUGCGACACCGAACCGUCCAGCUCCACCGGGAGAUCGUCCAGAUGAGCCGCCACGGCAACACAGAGGUGCGGAAAGAGGACCUGCAGCUGGGCGUGGCUCCGUCCUUCAUGCGCUUCCACCCACGGCAGCGGGACGAGGUCCUGGAGUGGGAGUUCCUCACCGGGAAGUACAUCUACUCCGCUCUGGACGGGCAGCCGCCACGCCGCGGGAUGGACUCCUCGCAGAAGAUGGCGCUGGAUGACAUCAUCAUGCAGGUUAUGGAGAUGAUCAACGCUAACGCCAAGACCCGCGGCCGGGUCAUCGACUUCAAAGAGAUUCAGUACGGGUACCGGCGGGUUAAUCCCAUGUACGGGGCGGAGUACGUGCUGGAUCUGCUGCUGCUUUAUAAGAAGCACAAAGGAAAGACCAUGACGGUGCCGGUCAGGAGACACGCCUACCUUCAGCAGACCUUCAGCAAGAUCCAGUUCCUGGAGGAGGACGAGAUGGACGCUCGAGCGCUGGCCGCCAGGAUCAACCGAGGCUCGGAUUCGCUUUCCUUCCUCUCCAGUUCGCUCAAGAAGUUCGUACCGUUUAAGCUGGGCAGGUCAGCGGCUGAGCAACCAGAACCUAAAGAGAAGAAGGUGAACAUUCUGGUGCCGCUGGCUGGACGUUAUGAGAUUUUUGUCAGGUUCAUGACCAACUUUGAGAAGAUCUGUCUGAUUCCAAACCAGAACGUGAAGCUCCUGAUCCUUCUGUUCAGUACGGACAACAACACGGAGCGUGUGAAGCAGAUGGAGCUGAUGAAGGAAUAUCGACUGAAGUAUCCCAGAGCAGACAUGGAGAUGGAACCCAUUUCGGGGCCGUUCUCGCGCGCCCUGGCCCUGGAGGUGGGCUCGGCCCACUUCAGCAACGAUUCCCUGCUCUUCUACUGUGACGUGGACUUACUGUUUACUGCUGAUUUUCUCCAGCGUUGUCGUUCCAACACCGUCCUCGCCGAGCAGACCUACUUCCCCAUCAUCUUCAGCCAGUACGACCCCAAGGUCGUCUACGCCGGACAAGUGCCCAGCAACAACCACUACGUGUUCACGUCCAAGACCGGCCUGUGGCGACACUUCGGCUUCGGGAUCGUCUGCGUCUACAAGGGCGACCUGGUCCGGGCGGGCGGGUUCGACGUUUCCAUUCAGGGCUGGGGCAUGGAGGACGUCGACCUGUUCAACAAAUUCGUCCAGUCAGGGAUGAAACUCUUCAGGAGCACAGACACUGGCAUAGUUCACGUCCAUCACUCCAUCAUAUGUGACCCCAACCUCGAUCCCAAACAGUACAAGAUGUGUCUGGGCUCCAAAGCCUCGUCACACGGGUCCAUGCAGCAGCUAGCCGAGCUGUGGCUGGAGAAGAACGACCACGCCUACCGUCGGAUCAAUAGUUCAAACAAUGGCUCAGUGAGGACAGCAUAGACCCUGCCAACAUGGACCUCCCUAAUUACACCCCCGACCCACCCACCCUUACACCCCCCACCCACCCACCCGUCUUCCUCUUUACGACUACCUAAUUUAUUUUUUCAUAGCAGAGACUUAUUUUGAAAUAACUCCUUUUUAUAAAGUAUGUGGACGCCCCCCGGUUCAGACGGACCCUGAAGUGUUUCCUUUAUUAUUUUUCUUUCUUUUUUCUCUCUCCACAAACCCAAAACUUGGCCCCUCGUGUGAGGACUCUAAGUAUACUGUGUACCUCAGUGAUGCGCACGCCAAUCGCAGUGUGUUUGGAGGACUUACUUGAACGAGGAGUUAAUCCGCCUACGUGCAAAAAAAUAGUGUUUCAUAUUUUGUGAAUGUUUACAGGAAGUCACACAAACGCCAGAAAUGAUCUGUGGAAGUGUCUCGCAGUAAAGGGCCACAAACCGUCUGCAGUUCUGUAGCUUCUCUGGUUUGUAUUUUGACACUGUUUGUUUGUUUGUUUGUUUUCUUGUACUAUGAUGUUGAAUUUUGUGAACGGAACUGCUGGAACUUGGUUUGUUCAUUCCCGCUGUCUAAUUUAUUGAAUAUGCAGUAUCACCAACACGUUUCUUAUUUUGUCUUUAGUUUUUUUAUUUGGUUACCAAAGACUUGCUGUAGGUAUUGUGUACGAGUGUGUGUGUGUGUGUGUGUGUGUGUGUGUGUGUGUGUGAUCUGUAGGAUGCAGGUACUGAACGUCUGAUUAUUUUCAGCUCUGAAAGCAGAUGAACGUUUUUUUUACCCGGAAUUCAUCACUGAGGUUAAUUUUCUCUCACAGCUUUUUCAUUUCCGUGUUUUUGUUUCUGUGAUUGUUGUAAAUCUGCGGGAUCAGAGUUGGUUCUUCUGUCCAGGGGUGAUAAUGGAUCACCACCUCGCCUUCAGGACUGUGUCCUGCUCUUCCACAAUGUUCCACUCUCACACUCGAUCUGUGUUCGGGGUUUUUGUACCUCUGUUCUCUUCUGCCCUCAUUUAACUGAGAAAGGUUAUAUAUUAAUAAAUAAAAAAACUCUUUCAUAAA
Messenger RNA from Trichomycterus rosablanca, 3869 nucleotides. It is a transcript of the gene chsy1, whose product is annotated as chondroitin sulfate synthase 1. Gene Ontology annotation, molecular function: glucuronosyl-N-acetylgalactosaminyl-proteoglycan 4-beta-N-acetylgalactosaminyltransferase activity. Bases 416 to 2818 code for a protein of 800 amino acids. Gene Ontology annotation, cellular component: Golgi cisterna membrane. Lineage: Eukaryota; Metazoa; Chordata; Actinopteri; Siluriformes; Trichomycteridae. The transcript has 3 exons. The record is from RefSeq and is a predicted model, not a curated record.